Messenger RNA from Schistosoma rodhaini, 2109 nucleotides. The record is from the annotation of a GenBank genome assembly. NCBI's taxonomy places the organism in Eukaryota, Metazoa, Platyhelminthes, Trematoda, Strigeidida, Schistosomatidae.
CGCAAAUUUAUGAAAACACCAGGUUACAGCAUCGCUACAAUUUUUGAUGCGAAAUUCCCAGGAAAGCUUGAUGACACCUUAAUAAAUAGGCUGUGCUUGUCAGUAGUAUGCCAGCAUGAAUUUCACACUGAUUUUUGGUCCACGUUGCCAGUCAGUGAAUGGCAUCUUAUGUCGAAACACGCUUCUCGAUGGGACAUUGAUUGGGAUUACACUACUGAAUUGCAUAUCAUUCUGAAAGCUGCAGUGUCUCUUUCCUUUCGCUAUGGUUAUAUUUUCGGAAAUGGGGAUUUCGGCCUCCAUCACGUCGUGUCAUAUGCUCUCGAUAUAUCCAACAAAAAUGUCGAUAUUACACUCAUUGAGACGUUAGCUAAUUGUUUAAAAAGUCUUCGUUCUAUUACAGACAUUAGCUAUAUAUCUUGGAUCAAUUCUUCGAAAGUCCUUAAGCUCCUUCAUGGUCUAUCUAAGGAAACAAAUUUCCAUGUUUUCAAGAAUACCGUUAUCAUAUGUGCAUUUAUUUUUCUUCAUCUUCUUGUAAAUAACAAGCUUGAUGCUAGCCAAGAGCCUUUCAAUGAAUGUGUUCAACUGUCAGCUUUUGGUACUGAAGUCUUGUUUCUCAUCGCAGAAUUGAUUCAGAAGUUUAAUGUAGAAUUUGAUACUUUGCAAAUACCGGAUAAGUUUCAAUUCAGCGUGACUACUUUUGAUUCAUUUCCCUCAGAGCUACAAGCUAAGUUGCUCUUUUUGGUUUUCACUCGUAUUGUGAGCUCACCAUCAACCAACAGUGAUUGGGUUUCAUUUUUGAAGCCUUUACGUAACUUACCUGAGCUGUGUGCCUCGAUAAUCAAUUUUUGUUUAAAAUGCAAUAAAGAACUGUGUCACGAGCUGUGGAAAUUUGUCACAGAUGAAUGGUCUUUUUCUUUGUAUAAAUAUUUAGAAAACGAUGAAACUGAUAAUGUUUUUCGUAUUACAAACCCAGUUUGUCUGCAUACAAAUGCUUCGCUCCAUAUGGAAUCUGGAAAUGAGUUAUUGAAGAAAAUUCUGUCUGUCCUUACGAAAAACUCGAAUUCCGUUAAGGAAAAUGAAGUAGACAAGUACCAUGCAAGGUUGUGGGUCUUGUCAAGAAUCUUAGUCCACUGUUCACCAUGUUCAAUAAUUUCAUUAUCGGAUGUAACUGAUGUAGUAGACUACUUAGUAUCUCAUUGUAACGAUUCUGUUUCCAAUCCCAUGACUUCUAGUAUAUACACCGCGUUCAACUUUUUCGAAGAGGUUUGUCAUCUCUACUGGGGAUCAAAAAAUUCAGCAAUCGAUAAAUUGAUCUUUAAACUUUUUGAUUCACUUUUGACUACAGAUAAUCCAAGAACUUUUUCUACGUUCUCAUUUCAUUUUAUUCACCUUAUCCAAGAAUUAUCUUAUAAAUAUAAUUGUUUAGAUGUGUAUAGAACAUUUUGGGUUUGUCUUUUCAAACUACUGAACAAGGUAAAUGAUCAGAUACUAAAACAAUCUACCAUGUUGUUUGAUUUGUUUAAUAAUGAAGGAUUACUGGAUGUAGCUGUUGCAAUUUUAAAAAUUCUUAGUCGUGAAACAUAUAUAUUAUUGUGGACAAGUGAGUGUAAACUAUUAUUCUCUGUAUUUGUUGAUAGUCUAAUGUUGGGACUUGGUAUCGGUAGUUUUCUAAACGAUGUUCCCUUUCGUGGACUUUCCCUUUCAACCUUUAUUAUCUUCAUUGUCUGUGAGUAUCGUAAUAACAACACAAGUCCACAUUCAAAGCACCAAGCUCGUUCAUCUGAAUGGGCCUGGAAAUCGUAUGAUUAUCUUAUAGAUUUUGAUCUAAUGGAAUUGACAGAAUCAAAGUUUGUUUCCAAAACACUCUGGAAUACUGUCAAUUAUCUUGAGGAGGAAUCUGAAAAAUAUUCAAUUGAUCUAUGGAAAAAUAUUCUGUCAUCAAUUACGAUGAAAUGGAAGACAAAUCUUGGUGAAGAUUACUGGUUAUCUAUACAAAAGUCACCUCUCAUAAAUUAUUGUCCUGAUUGUAAAGAGAAUAUUGGAGAAUUAUUAGAUGAUAUAAUUAUUUCAAGUACCAGUAAUGUAAUCGCUGAUUGUACAGAGGGUUAA